UGCAGGUGGACGGGGUGGGGGCACGCGGCGAGCGUCGCGUAUCGCCGGUAGACGGCGUGCGUCGGACCAGUUCAUUUCUGUAAUGGCCGCCGUCUGGCGUUGUCGGUGAAUCGGUCCGUUUCUCAUUCUCGCGAGCGUACCCUGCGCAUCGUUCUUCCCCAUCGUCUCCGAGGCGAACAAUCGGCGAGCAACAGUCCUGUGCGUAUCAGUCCGUAGGUGUCGAGGAUCGGUCGUGCGUACAGUGGUUAAUACCGUGGUGGUGGAGGAAGCCAGUGGAAGACAGCGGCGUACAGUGUCGGGUCCGCCGUGGAAAAUUCAAACGCAGGUUCGCGGCGGUGUUUCCGGCGCUGUUUACUCGUCCCGCGGCCUGGGGAGGCAGCGUCAACCAAGAACAGAGACGACAGUGUGCCCGACAGCCCGGAAAACGGAUCGGCCGAUCCCGGGGAUCGUGAGAUGCGAUCGGUCCUGGGGGAUCCGUGUGUUGUGUCGCGGGAAGAGCCGACCGAGAGGCCCGUUCCGAGACAGUAAACAAAAGUGACAGCGUGCGCGGACGCCGAGAGAGGUCCGGUCAUGCCUCCCGUCUCCGCCGACGAGCCUGUCGACGGUGUUUGACGGCGUGUUGUUCUCGUCCCGAGCGGUCCGAAUUCCCUCGCGUGGUUCAAGGUCUUCUAAAAUCAUCCGAACGUCCACGCUGCCAACGAGGCCUCCUCAGUGAGUUUCACGCUGCGACACCGAUCGAACGUGUUGUUGUUCCACGGGACUCCCCUCGUCUCGUUGCUGCUGACAAGCAACGUCGACCGCGCUUUUUCCCCGCCGGCGAUCCUCGUCCACCCGUGUUUUGUGUUCGUGUCUCUCUUAUUCGAACCCCCACCCGUCCGCGGACGCAAGAGUACCGAAGGUAGAAUAUAUCGCCAUCGAACGCGGAAAACAACGGGGGAUAACGUGGUCCUCGGCUCGCGCAAGAUUUCUUCCAGGAAAGCCAAAGUCUUCGGAGUUUCGAGGCCGCUGAAAGAGGAGAGGCAACAGAGAUACGACUAGACGGGCAGCGAGAGUGAGAGGAACGGAAAGAAGCAGCAGAAGAAGGAGAAGAAGAGAUAUACCAAGAGAGAUGUGCCAAGUUUCGUCGUUGCGGAUGUUCCAUGUGGUGCUCCGGUUCGUCUACGCCGGCCUGCCGCACUGCGUCCCCUUCUAGGACCCGUGCCGUAGCCGACAGUGAUUCCGGAUCGUGAUCCCACUGGCAAACACGAUCGCGCGCGCCGUUGUCGUACCGAUUAAAUGUGAUCCAGCGAUGUCGAGCUACCGCCCGGAGCACGUAGCUCGCCGCCUUGGAAGUCUUCCCGACCGGGCGUCGACGACCUCGCUCGUUUGAACCGCGUGAAACAGACUGACACUCGUAACUGGUGUGUGAUGCCGGACGAGGAGGCGGCGGCGAUCCUCCGUCCCCGUUCAAUCGAGACGAUCCCAGCGCAAUAACGGCGAACAUGUUCGGCAAGGUGCCACCCUCGAACACACCGGGACCGCCGCCUUGCUCCAGCAUCUCGUCCAUCAAGUCCUGCGCGCCGAAGUCCACCGGGGCCACGUGUCUGCCCUGCUUCUCGUCGGACGAGACGACCAGCGGCCAAACCGACGAGAAGUCGAGACCCUGGCGGCCGAAAGACAACUGCGCUUCGGUGGUCUCCGAGGCGCCGCUCGCCGCGACGGAGGACACCAAGCCGAAACCGUGGAGGUCCAAGGACAGCUGCGAGGAGAAACCGAGGACUAGGAGGACCAAGGAAGGUUCAACCGAGUCCACCGUAACGGAGGACAAAUCGAAAGCCAGAAGAUCGAAAGACAGCAACAACCCCGAAGCGACCUCUUCCCUGCUCGAGGACAAGUCGAUAGUGAGGAGAGGCAGCAAGGAGACCGGCACGCCUACCGACUGUCCCACGAUCGAAGAUAAGAAACCGUGGAGGUCGAAGGAGAGCGCCUCGCCGGCUUCCGAGACGGCCGCCGGCGAUGAGAAGCCUCGAAGAGUCAAAGACUCGAGCGCCGAGGAGUCCCACAGCGGCUCCGUUUCCGCGGCGAAUUGUUCCCAAGCGUCGACCCCGCUCGCAGAGGUCAACAGAGCAGGCAGAAGCGAGGGGACGAGUUCUUCCACCGUGAAGAGCUGCUCGAAGUACAAGGAAACUUGUCACGGCCGGAACCACGCGGUGUUGGUAGCGAAAACCAGCUCCUCGAGCCCCGGCAUCCACAAAUGCUCCUCGAACCCGAACUGCCCCAGCUUCGCCAAGUCCUCGAGCUGCGCGUCGGUGACCAAGUCGCAGAGGGUGCUCGGCUCCAGCAGUCUGAGCAGUCUGAACGCGGAUCCAGGCGGCAGAGAAGCUUCCUCCAAGCUAGCGAAGAAGCACAUCGGCUUGAACCGCGAGUUCUUAGCGGCCAAGGAGCGAGAGAGCGGCAAGUCCGGGAUAAGAGAGUCGCAGAGAGUCGCGCAGACCGUGGUGUCCUUCAACAAAUCUUCCUCCAGGUCUUCCGACCCGGGUCGCCUGGUCUCCAACGGCAAGGCCGGCGUCUGCGAGUCCUGCGAGGACAUACCGGACACCUUCGCCGAGUUCGUCGCGGUUCAGUCCGGCGAAUCCUGCCAGAAACCCGGCAAGGCGUACGUUGACAAGGACUCUGUGAUUUCUUCCGUCGUUUCGGUGGUUCCUCCCGGCGGCUGCGAGCGGAAUGGCAGAGGCGACCCGACGAUAGACUGGGCGAAGAACGGCGAUGCGCUGCAACAGAGCUGUAUAUCCUGCCUGCCGCAGGACCUGCCGACGGAGCUGCAGUUAUCCUCGCCCAGGACGUACAGGGACCGCGAGAAGUGCCGGGACCCGUGGCGGCCCACCGAAAUGGAAAACAAUAUGUGUAACCUGAACGUGUGCCCUGGGGAUACCUAUCAGGACACCAGCACCAAGAGGAGGACCGGCGCGUCAUGCCAGGCGCUGAGGCACGCGGUCGCGUCCUUGAAUCGACUGGACGAUUUCUACAUGGAGAAGAUCGGCGCGGGAUUCUUCUCCGAGGUGUUCAAGGUUACACACAAAGUGACGAGUCAGGUGAUGGUGUUGAAGAUGAACCAGCUGCCGGCGAACAGGCCGAACAUGCUGAAGGAGGUUCAGCUGAUGAACAAGCUCAGCCAUCCGAAUAUACUGAGGUUCAUGGGCGUCUGCGUGCACGAGGGUCAGCUGCACGCCCUGACGGAGUACAUAAACGGCGGCAGCCUGGAGCAGCUGAUCAUGGCUAGACACACGCCGCUCCCCCAUCUGAUCAGGAUGAACCUGGCCAGGGACGUGGCCAGGGGCAUGGCCUACCUGCACAGCCGUGGCCUCUUCCACCGCGACCUCACCUCGAAGAACGUCCUGAUCAAGAAGGACGAAUCCACCUCCGAGAUGACCGCGGUGGUCGGCGAUUUCGGGCUCGCCGCUAAGAUACCGGACCCGAGCACCGGCUACAGGCUGAGCACUGUCGGCAGCCCCUAUUGGAUGUCGCCGGAAUGCCUGAAGGGUCAAUGGUACGACCACAGGUCGGACGUUUUCUCGUUUGGCAUCGUGGUCUGCGAACUGAUCGGCCGCGUGCCGGCCGAUCCGGACGUUCUGCCACGGUCAGAUAACUUUGGCCUCGAUUACCUGGCCGUGGCAGAGAUCUGCGCCGCGGCUAAUCCGCCGACGGAGUUCCUCCAUCUCGCCUUCAACUGCUGCACGUACGAGCCGAAGUCGAGGCCGACCUUCCCGGAGAUCACGGCCAGGCUGGACAGCAUGAUCGCGAACGACGAGGAGGAGUCGAAGAGCAGCAUCGGCAAGUGUCCGUCGGUGGACCCGACGCUGAUGUCCAGCAUGGACGAGAUCACUCGCGAGGGCAGGCCGACGAAGCGCAAGACUGCUCGCCUGCGCAGCCAAUCGGCGGACGCGAGGGGCUGCGACAACGCGACACCCUCGGACAAGGCGAGGUGUCACUCGGCGAGGAGGGUCGCCGAAUUGGCGAGCAGACGGGACCCACACUACAAACCGAUGACGGCGAACCCGUUCCACGCGCUCGGCGGCGUGAAGAAGAUCCUCGGCGACCUGUUCUCCAGCUGCCUGGAGCUGCCCUCGCUGGAGGACGUCAGGCCGAGCGUCACCGAUGCUAUCGGGAAGUUCAAGCCCGCGCAGAACGACAGUAUCGCGAAGAUCUUGGACAGGAAGAAGCCGAACUCCGAGCCGAGCAGCCCCACCGCCAGGAAGAAGUGGGAGAGAAAGGUGGCAACGAAGGUAGGCGCCGCGAAUCUGUUCACGCAUCCGCUGUUCAGAGACGGCUGGGAGCCGAGGCGGCGCGGCAGCUGCGAGUCCGGGUUCUGGAGCUGCGUCGGCGAGGACCUCAGCCCGGAGCCGCCGAAUCGCCGGCACACGUCCACCCUGAGCAGCUCGGCGGCCAGCAGCCUGUUCCUGCUGGACGACCACCGGACCAGCUCGAUAUACACGGACUCGUCCGAGGACAUCGCCAGCCUGGGCGGCGGCGACUCCUGCUGGGAGGACAGAUUAGGCGGCAUAGGGUCUUCCAGUAAGACGAUCUCGAAGAUCGUCGAGUACUUCGAGAGAAAGCAGGCCGGCAGCUUGAGGCUCGUGGACCACGAGCCAGGCUCGAGCAGCAGGCUGACCCUGCUCAGAGCCAGCUUGGAGGGGCCGGUCCCUCUGUGCAGCAUCUCCGCCGCCCAGAGGCUGGUCGUCUGCGAGGGCGCGGUGCGCAGCAAGCUGCCCCUCUUCGAUAAGAAGUGAUACGCGCCCCGUGGAAUCUGUUCCUUAGGGUUUCUCGGCUCUCCCGCCGAUCCGCGCGAUAAACGCGGCACGUAGCGCGCGCGCAGAGCGAAGCGGAGCGGAGUCUGGGACCGGAGGGUUUAGCGGCGCUGGAAGCUUCGAGCUAGAGUAUCGGGAUUAACGGACCGACGCCGGAACUAUCGGGUAUUUCCGUUCACUGCCAGAUUCUUGAACGUUUAAUCGGAACACGGAGUUUGAUUAAUAUUCGACGCUCGUGAAAGUUGGGAGAGCUUGACAAAGUCACUCGAUAUCCGUUAGGAAGGACUAUUAAUUGAGAUACGUUUGGCUGGUCGAUCGAGACGCUCGAAUAUUCAGACGCGCGGAUAUUCGAAUCGGUCAUUCCGACUGGCACGGUAGUUUCGGCGCUCAGCUCGGACAGAGAGAUAUCGAACGCUUCCGAUGGCGUGGCGCGAGUCUCGUUGAUCGCAUAAUUUUCAAACGAUUAUGCGUGAAAGUCGGCGUCCAAUUCGGCGCCGUUCGUCCCCGUUGUACCUUCCAACGAGUCGCCGUGGCGCCCGACGUAUCUUGCGUUUGCUUAAUCACCUUCGCCGGCGUUAGUUUGUAUUGCUCUUCAUUUUGGAACGAAACGAAGAAUAAAUAUUACGGGAUAGCAGGUGUGUCGAAGGAGGCGGUUUUUCUGGCGUGGGACACCGUCGUCUCCGACGUGUCCGAAUUUUCGGUGAAAAGAUGCCUCGAGAAAGCAAGACGAAUCCGAUAGAGAUCGAUGCGAGAAAGUCGAGUUUUUGCCGGGAGCGUCGCUAAAUCCCUCGGCUCCUCGGGCCACGACUGUGUGUGACGCGACGAGAAUCUUGGAAAACGGCGGCGCAUCCGGGGAACAUGGCUCGGUUUGCCAAGGAAUGCCGCGUCGGACGAGUCCGCAGCACGCGGGGGGACUGAAAGUAAAUGGUAACGAAGAACGACUGUAUCUUCAUCGGACUCGAUGACUCAGGGGACCGCGAAAUAGACUCGGAACCAACCGCUUUGUCGUCGAUUCGUCUGUAGCGUGUUACAUUUUUGGGACCGUCGACGAACGCGUGGCGAGGGUGAGCCGGGCUUUCUUCCUGGCAGCCUAGUAAUUUUAUAGUGUACACAGAGUGUCCUGCAAUCGGUGCUGCAACUGGAAAAACAGAAAGUUUAGAGAACAAUUUCAAGUAAACAAGAGAAGAAAGAAGUUAACAGUUUACAAUAAAGAAAGGAAGCAAAGAGUAAUCUUCAGAAAAUAUAUUAACAUUCGCAAUUGGUAAAAUAAGCUACUAGAAUCAUUAGCUUCUAAUCCACUAGAUUACGCGCUGAAUGUCAGUUUCGCACACAGCGACCUCUCCGUUGCAUCAACGUUUACAGAACACCCUGUACAAGGUAGCAAUACGCGUUCGUCCCGUACAAUAGAUUAAUACUAAUAAUAGCACACAACAACGUAGCCAGACUCGAGUCCGAUGGAGACGUAAUCAGCCACGAAUUUUAGCAGGCGCUUCUCUCUAAAAUCUAGUAACCUGACUGUGAUGUUUUUUGAUAAUCUACAUACAUUAAUCGAUCCGUACGACUUAAGUGUCGGUGAAGCCGUCGGCGGGGCUCGUCAUUCCGUGGGCUGCGGUCGUUCGGCGUUUCUCGUCGAGUGAAACGGUCGGUCGGACAGAAAAUUCUGUCGGUAGAUACGCCUACAUUGAACGAAGGAGAGGCGAGCGUCGAUGAUAUUCCACGGGACGCACGGGACGUUUCGCGCGCGUCGGUUCGGCACACUUAACGCUCUUUCUUCGAGAUAAUAAUGUUUGUAUUGCCGAUAGGGAUAUUUAUUAUCUUCGAGAAGAAGGCUCGGACGAGGAUGAACGUUCCCAGGGAUCGACGGAAGCAAUAUAGAAUUUGAUUUCGAGACUGCGGCAACCGGAUGCCAGUAGAAACAACGCUGCUCACGUUCUCACCUUUCGCAGUGCCUCGCAGUUCCUAGUUAGCCACCUCCGUCCUUUAUCCACGAAGACCGACUUCUCAACCGAUCGCUGCCGUGGCGACGGUGCAGAUCGGGAACGCGAGUUUCGCCGAUUCCGUGGUUCGCCGGCGCGUCGAGCGGCCGGAUUUCAGCGCGUCGCGUUGCCACACACACCCCCGAGUUGGUCUGUUCUCGUUUGUUUCACCAUUUCCCCGCCAUCGUGUUCGGCGUACGGAUACUUCGGGUCGAGGGUCACCGUCGGAGGCGUUGCUCUUGCGCUGGAGACGCGAGCAGGUCGAAGCGGACACGAAAACUACGACGACGUACAGGAGAAAACGGCGCUGUUUCUGUUAUUUUCUUGUGAAAACCGAGUCACUUUCGUUUGCGGUUGUCCGAGCGAACGCGGGACGGAAACACUCUCUUUUAGUCUGUUAGAUUGUUAGAUCGUUAGAUCGUUAGACGGUUAGAUCUUCGAUGGUACGUUUAGAGGAUCAUCGAUACUGGUUCGUCGGUGUUGGUGACGCGAGCGCGGAGGCUCCGACGAGUUUCUUCGAGCGAACGUUCAUAGGAAAAAAUGUUGUGCCUUAUUGAAAUGCCACAUGUCCUAGGUCAGGUAACGCGUCCAGCGUUCAACUUAGAAUUUUUACACACUGAUAAUCACGCAACGUUAAAAGCAAUUUCAGUUUUAGCUGUAAAUAUUCGUUCGGGACUCCGUGGCUCGUCUUAUCGAGAUCCGCCGACCGGUAUCGUUGUUUCCUCUUAAGGAGAACCGAAGAUUUCUAACCUUCCGUCCGAUUUACGUUGGAAAAAUGUGUUUUUUAAUUAGGACGUUGUAUCCUGAAAAAUUUCGGUUUUGAUUCAUUGAUAGCGUUUUAUUCGUAGACCACAGGGUGAGCGAAAAUUAUGAAUCAAAGGUUCAAUCGAGAACGUCUCACCCUGUGUUGGUCAAGACAGACAAGUUCAGUUGUAAUUUUAAUUUAUCGAAUUAUCCGAGACAAAUCUACAGUCCGAUGACCGUGCUGCCGUCUUCUUUUGUACUGUGUCGUCGCGUAGAGAUAGGAGGGAUAUCAUCAAGGCCUAUGCUGCGCUUAAACGAGAGUUUUUAUUACAUUUCUGAUCGAGCGAUGGAUACUUCCGUGGCGCCCCGCGCGUCGUAGAUUAGCACUCAGGAUGCGAGGAAGCAAAACAUAGUAUAUUUUGUUGACAGAGAUGACACCGCGUGUCCUGAAUAUUUUUGUUGACGUAAACAAUCGGGACGAUUGUCCAUUUUUGUGUAAGGCAGCGAGCGAGCGAGCGAGCGAGAGAAAGAGAAAUAGAGAGAGAAGGAUGCAAAAAGAAGCAGCGUGAGUGGAAGCGCGAAUGAGAAAUAGAAUGUAGAGAGACUGAGAGAGAGAGAAAGGGAGAGAGUAAAUGAAACUGAUCUAGUCAGUGUAUUAUCGUGGCGGCCUUAUCUUUUGUAUGUCGUAGCGCUAAUAACUUAAGUGUUCCAAGGGAAAUGAACGAAGAGCGAGAGGGACGGAAUGCGAGAGAGAUGGAAAGAGGUGAAGACUCUGAAUCCGAAUGAGUCCCGCGAUCGUCGGAUCGCCGGCCGAUCGGUGAAACCUCGUUUCUGUUAGAGAAGGCAAGCGGAACUCCGAAUGUACACGGUAAUUUAUAGUGAAUGCGUGUGUGCCUGUAUACGAGUGUGUUUGCUACUGUGCGAGAAGAGAAUCGCGUGUGUCCUUUCGUUGCUUCCUCGAGAUUGCGUCUCCGUCAGCUGGAAACUUAUCCAAUCGGGAAUACUGAUAGCCCAAGGUCACCCAAGGUCGUCUGAUUAUAUUCCGUCAUUCUUAACUCGGUGAACCUUUGUUUAUUAUAUUCGCGAACGAACGACUUUGAAAUUCAUUUUAACCCUCUGUAGGCCCAUGUAACUUUGAAGUCAAUAUUGGCAUCUUGUUGGGGGUCACCGGUGACCCCCAAGCAAAUCGAAUUGCUAUAGUUCACUGAAUUAAACGAUGAUUAUUCGCAAGCAUUUCUAUAUUAUAAAUAAUGCUACUCACUGCGGUGACAUUCAAUUUGAUGAACGUACGAUGAUAGUAAUCCAAUUCAGUCGAAUGGUUUAAUAUUGUAUUUUUUCCAUUUUGUGUCUAUGAAAUCGUGUGGCGUUCAACGUGUCAACGUCAUUGUAACUUGAAAGUAAUGUAUUGUACUGAAUACAUUAACUCGUCUUCAUAUGUGGAUACUUAAUUUUGUACUGCGUAGGUUUUGUUAUAAUCACGAACAAAAAUUCCCAUAGAGGGUUAAUUCGAUAGAAACGUUCAAUUUUCUACGUGGUAGAAUCUUAUUCGUCGAUGCUCGUGUAAUAUAUUGAAGGAUGACAGUGAGCUCGAGUUGUCAGUAUUCCCCGGGCAAACACACGGUGUAACCGAAGCGAAAUGACACUGAAAGUUGGUGCACGACCGGAGGAACGAGCUGGACGCAGCAUGGGGACACAUCGCUCUUUAGUUACGCGGUGUUACUCUGGUACGGUAUUCUCGAAGCGACUCCCGAAGAGGCGAGCGUCCGAAGUCUUCCUGAUCCUGAGUUUCCUUUCGGUUCCGUUAGUCUCUUUGUCCAUCGAACAAGCGUCUCGAGUCAAUUUAAGUCUACAAUAUUGCUGCAGCGUAGCCGGUGGAAAGUUCGUUUCGUGUACUUUGUCGUUAGACGGUGGAAGUUUAUGCGUAUUCGGAAUUAGAAGGGAUCCAACGAAUGUAUCCGUUUAUUGAUCAGUUUGACGGGUUACAAGUGCAUAAGAUUCCGCGGUCUAAUCGUCGUUGUCGCCGCGCGGCUGACGGAAUACCGUAUCAGCGUAGUAGUCGACGUCGAGGGGACGCUUUAGGUAGGUAGCAGUUCGCGGGUCAGCGUGAGAUCGUUUCGUCGACCCGGCUGCGGGACGAGUCGAACCAAAUUUCUACUAGAAUAAUAGGCCACUAUACCUUUUUACUUGUCAGAGUUCGUUCACGGGUUCUACUUGAUAAGACUGCGUGUUUGUUAAAUAUGUAUGUAAGUAGUAAGUCCUUGAUAGUUCGCAGUCCCUUCUUCCUUGCCUAACGGAAUGCACCGUCGACCAGAAUUCAACGUGUUCUCUCACCUUUCGUUUCGCUCUAGUCGAGUUGAUGCAGCGGUACGAGCACCCGAACGGAUUUCACUUAAACCGAUCCGCAAUGGAGAUUGCUGCACCAAGGGGAUUCCGAGCGAUCGUUAGAUUGCCGUGAAUCAAACGUAAAGCAGAAUGUUUGUUGUAUUAAUUUCAUUCGAUUGAAGAUAAUACGAACAGGAACGAAACUGUACGGAGCUUUCGAUUCGAUUCUUUCCGGAGGAUUCACCGGUGAACAGAGAUCGGUGUCUAGCGAUCGCGUUCACAAACAGGGACACUAACGUUAGAACUCUUUCCAAAGUCUUUCAAGAAACUCACGCGGAACGCUCAAUCCUUACUACUGUAGUCUUUCAUAUGCCGUACGGGACAACUGAAAGUUCAUUCGAUUUGCCUGUUGGUGUAGCAACUUUCGUCGUUUUCAAAAGAAUCAGGAACGAGGACUCAUGGGGAGGAGAUUAACCCUUUGCACUCGAGAAUAUUUUUCUCAACAUUCAUUACUUUCUAAUGAACUGUGAAUGAUAUUUUUUACAAUUAACAUAAAUACCUUGCAUAAAUUUUAUUUCGAUGUUCCAUGUGUUCGGACGUUGUAUAAAAUUUAAUAUUGAAUUUUUAAUGUUACAAUGUUCUUGGGUCAAAUGAAAUGACUGGAAGGCGCCUCUCGAGUGCAAAGGGUUAAGGAGAGAAGUUUGAGCAUCGAUUCGACAGAGAUGCGUCCGCUACCUUUGCAUCGAGUCGACCACGCAAAGAAUGAUGCGUUCUGUUUCGACGCGUCAAUCGGUACCUGAAGAAACCUAGAAGCAAGGACUGCGAAUGGGUUUUAUUUUUAAUAGUCGCGGACAUAUCAGGAGUUGGGCAUAUCCUGAGGAGAAUUUGUUGCCGGUGAGGAACGAUCGUCGAGUGUGUGUGUGUAAGAGAGAAAGAGAGAGAAAGGGACAAAAGGGAAACUGUGGAACAGCGAGCGAGAGGAGAGUGAAAGUGUGUGACGAAGUCGCGUGAGAAAUGGAAACAGUAAAUCGGACUUGUAAGACCGAGAGGCGCAUUUUUCUUCUUAAAAAGAGGGUUAUUUAUUUUAAGUAAAAAAAACAGGUAAUUAUAGGUACACAUUUAGAAAUCCACUUGAAUCGUCUCUUCCAAUAUACUUUUCUCGGACUAUCGUCCGCGUGGCCCGUUCGCGGACACAAUAAGCUGUACAUAUUUAUUGCGCGUACGAGAGAAACAAAAAAGAGAGAGGCGGCGAGAAGAAAAAGGAGAGAGAAACGAAAUGCUACAAAACACUGUAUCUCCGGAGAAACCGUUUUUCAAGCAAUUUUCCAAUGGUCGGGUCGGUUCUAUAUACAAAGGAACAGCGGGAUUUCGCUCUUACGAUCGUCCGUUCGACAUAAAUAAUUAAUAAGGGAAGAAUGAUGGGUAGAAAACGCGAUCGAGGUUGUACAGAUAAUGACGAUGGUACUGAGGAUAAUAACAAUUCUAACAACUAAGAACUAAAAUAACGAAUGAGAAGAAGAAAAGAUUUCAGCGAAGCUAUAUAUAUAUAUAUUAUAUUAUAUAUUAUAAAUAUAUAUAUGUAUAUAUAUAUAUAUACAUAUAUAUAUAGAUAUAUAUGUAUAUGUAUAUAUAUAUUGUAAAAAAAUUCCUAUAUACAAAAAUAAAGUUAAGGCUCCAAUUUUUACCAAACAUCUUUACAGCCUUCUUCCAUAAAGCCAUUCAACUUCGCUCGCCGAUGGCAAUUUUCGUUCGAACGGUGCAACGUUCGACAUUCACGGUUAAUUGGAAAAGUUGAUCGAUCGAAUAACAAAGUAACAAUUAAACAGAAACCGAUAUUAACACGUUGAACGCCACACAAUAUCAAAUCAUUCGACUGAAUUGGAUUACUAUCAUCGUACGUUUAUCA
Nomia melanderi (Alkali bee) is the source of this 11732-nucleotide messenger RNA. RefSeq names its product serine/threonine kinase (gene cdi). Gene Ontology annotation, cellular component: nucleus; cytoplasm. Gene Ontology annotation, molecular function: protein serine/threonine kinase activity; ATP binding. Lineage: Eukaryota; Metazoa; Arthropoda; Insecta; Hymenoptera; Halictidae. Gene Ontology annotation, biological process: protein phosphorylation; actin cytoskeleton organization. The record is from RefSeq and is a predicted model, not a curated record.